AUGACAGCUCAGACACAGUCUCAAGAGACAUGGCAGCCAAUGGCCUUGUCAAUCGCUCCAUCAAUAGCGUCUCACUCCCUGUCAACACCAGAAUCCCUACAAAUUGAGAUUGAUCAAACAACUCACCGGCUUGAGCUCCUCAACUUCUUUCAUAUUCAUGCUUCAUCACAUAUUCUUGAGAUUGGAUGUGGUCAGGGAACAUGCACUGUUGUCUUGGGACAUGCCGUUGGGGAUGAUGGCCGUGUUGACGCCAUCGACCCCGCACCUCUUGAUUACGGUGCACCGUACACCCUUGGCCAAGCACAGCAACAUAUCGCCAAAGGCGCUUUGGGCGGGCGUGUGAAAUUCUGGCAGGCCCAACUCGAUGACUUUCUAAAAGAUACAGGGGACAAGAAGUGGGACUAUGCAGUCUUUGUGCACUGUUUAUGGUAUCUAGAUGCGCCAGAAACCCUUGCCCGCAUGCUCAAAGUGCUGAAGGGGCGCGUGAGUAGAGUCUGCAUUGCCGAGUACGCCAUGAAGGCAUCUGAGCCAGCUGCUGUUCCUCACUUGCUCGCUGCCUUGACACGCGCUACAUUUGAGGCACAAAGACCAGAGAGCGAAGCAAACAUUCGAUGUCUGCUGAGUCCACCUGAUAUCAAGAAUAUUGCCGCGGAUGCUGGCUGGAAGGUUGAACAAGAGACCGAAAUUGUACCGCAUGCGGGACUUCAAGAUGGGGGCUGGGAAGUUGGCGAUGUGAAAAGCAAGAGUUUUCUUGGCGACAUUGAGCAGCAUGUUGCGGAUAGUAAAAUUAGGACUGUGCUUAAGAGUGGUAGAGAAGCGGUUGUAAGAGCUGUUGAAGGACUUAACGGUGAAAAGGUGCGGACAAUGGAUGUCUGGGUUGCAACAUUAGUUGCAAUAAAGUAA
Molecule: messenger RNA, 903 nt
Organism: Fusarium fujikuroi IMI 58289
Lineage: Eukaryota; Fungi; Ascomycota; Sordariomycetes; Hypocreales; Nectriaceae
Product: related to SAM-dependent methyltransferases
Exons: 1
Coding region: 1-903 (300 amino acids)
Source: RefSeq, a predicted model, not a curated record